AUGAAGAAUAUAUAAAAUUUCAUUUUAAAUGGAAAGCAAUUUCUUAUUGAUAGGUAUUCUAUUCACACAUCUGAAUAAGUAAAUAUAAUAUUUUUAUUUAGGCACUUAAAACUUAUUAAAAAUAAUAAUAUAAAGAAAAUAAUUUCUUAUUGUUAAUAUUGGAAUCCUUAUAAGUACAUUCAAAUAAAGUAGCAUGAAUUUCUUUUUUUCUUAUAUCUGGAUAAAAAAAUGAAUUGAUUUAAUAUUUUUUGGAAAACAAUCCAAUAAAAAAUUAGAUCAUUUAAGAUGAUGAAAAUCCAAACAACUUUUUCCAAUUAAUAUUUUCAGUAUUAAAUGAUGAUAAAGAUACUAGCAAAGUGCUCAUAUAAAAUGGAGCUAACAUACAUUAAGCACAUCAGGAAUUUAAUAACAUAACUUAUCUUUGUUCUUUUUUUAAUAAAAUACAAAGCCUUAAAUUAUUGUAUAAAAAAGUUUAAAGUAUGAACAAUAAAAUGAAAGAGGUGAUACUCCUUUGCAUUUAGCAUCAAUUUCAGGUUAAUGUGAAAUAAUAAAGUUACUUUUGUAUUUGAAAUUUAAUGUUGAUGUUGAAAAUAAAGAGCAUCUCAACCUAUCCAGAAUCUGUUUUGUUUAGUUAACUUAAUGUAUUUAAAAUUCUAUGUAAAUACUAUUAAGGAAUUCGAAAAAUCAUAAUCCCCUCAAAUUUUGUUCACUUUUAUUCUAUUUUUGA
Messenger RNA from Paramecium sonneborni, 727 nucleotides. The record is from the annotation of a GenBank genome assembly. NCBI's taxonomy places the organism in Eukaryota, Ciliophora, Oligohymenophorea, Peniculida, Parameciidae.